This is a messenger RNA of Trichoderma citrinoviride, 828 nucleotides long. RefSeq lists its product as hypothetical. The transcript has 3 exons. Lineage: Eukaryota; Fungi; Ascomycota; Sordariomycetes; Hypocreales; Hypocreaceae. Bases 1 to 828 code for a protein of 275 amino acids. The record is from RefSeq and is a predicted model, not a curated record.
AUGGCGGCCAACGGUGACGUCUCCUCCGUGCCCCGCUCCGAGUCCCCCACUGGAUCGCCUCGCUCCGCGUCCAUUUCCUUACAUGCCGCUGCCGCCUUGAAUGCCGGCCUGCAACGAGAACCUUCACGCAGAUCGUCCAACAGCUCUCUAGCUCGCAGCCUCGCAUCUCCGUCCAGCCGGCGUCGAUCAGCCAUCCUCAUGAAUCUCCAGCUCAACGACCCUGCUGUGCCAGCGCCCGGCGAGAUGUUCCACGAUCCCAUGAGGGCAAGCCCGCAGCCCUACAGCGGCGGUGCACCGCCAGAGUCGAGCCGCCAUAUCAGAACGCCGAGCUUGGGUGAGCUCCAUCAAGAGCUUGAGGCAGAGCAGGAGGGCCAAGUUAAUCGCCUCUUGAACAUGAUCCGACAGCAACAGCUAGAGCUUCAGCGUCUCCAAGCAAGCAACCCGAACGCAUCCGCAGCAGAGGAGAGUUCUGCCACUCCUGAGCGGCCGCAGCGCUCGCUUCCUGUCCCCAUCUCGACCCAAUCGCCAACCGGGAACCCCGGCGCAUCCGUUUCUGGCUCCUCCUUCUCUAGAUCACCAAUCUUCCCUCAUCAUCGCAACUCUAUGGAGAUGGCUCGUGCCGACAUUCAGCGCCGGUCUAGGACGCCGAGCCGAAACGCCUCGCCUCGACUUCGGGCGACUUCCAUGAGUGCCGAAAGCGGGGACUGGUCUCUGUUCCGGGACGAAAGCGCCUUCUACCAGGCUGAGACGCAAAUGCUGACCCGCGAAAACCAGAUGCUCCGGCAUCGAAUCCGUGAACUGGGUAAGUUUGGUUGCUCUUCUUCGUGA